GUUGUUUAGCUUGCAGCAAUGGAUGACGAACAACUUCUCGAUUACGAAGAGGAGCAGGAAGAGACCCACGAGCAAAAGACUGCUGAAAAUGGUUCCGGAGAUGCGAAGAAAAUAAAGGGUAAUUACGCAUCCAUUCACAGCAGUGGGUUCCGAGACUUCCUUCUCAAGCCGGAACUUCUUCGUGCUAUAAUCGAUUGCGGAUUCGAACAUCCUUCUGAAGUUCAACAUGAGUGUAUCCCACAAGCCAUCUUGGGAAUGGACAUUGUUUGCCAAGCUAAAUCUGGUAUGGGUAAAACUGCUGUCUUCGUUCUCGCCACACUUCAGCAGCUUGAACCUGUCGACGGAGAGGUCUCCGUGCUCGUGAUGUGCCAUACGCGUGAAUUGGCUUUCCAAAUCUCGAAGGAAUAUGAACGGUUCAGCAAGUACUUGUCUGCCAUCAAGGUUGCCGUCUUUUUUGGUGGCAUGCCUAUCAAGAAAGACGAGGAGUUGCUUCGCACAAAUUGCCCACACAUCGUCGUGGGAACUCCCGGACGCACCUUAGCUUUGGCCAGAUCUGGAAAACUGAAACUCGACAAGAUCAAAUACUUCGUUUUGGAUGAGUGCGAUAAGAUGAUCGGAGAUGCUGAUAUGCGACGCGACGUACAGGAGAUUGUGAAGAUGACACCACAGGAAAAACAAGUGAUGAUGUUCUCUGCCACCCUACCCAAGGAGCUGCGCGUCGUCUGCAAGAAGUUCAUGCAAGAUCCUAUGGAGGUUUAUGUUGAUGACGAGGCAAAGCUCACCCUGCAUGGACUGCAACAGCAUUACGUUAAGCUGAAGGAAACCGAGAAGAACAGGAAAUUGUUGGAGUUGUUGGACUUGCUUGAGUUCAAUCAGGUUGUCAUAUUCGUGAAGUCGGUGCAGCGCUGUGGUGCUCUUCAUCAGCUGCUUUCCGAGCAAAACUUCCCUUCGAUUGCCAUCCAUAGACAAAUGCCCCAGGAGGAGCGAUUGGCUCGUUAUCAAGCCUUCAAGGAUUUCCAAAAGCGUAUUCUGGUAGCCACGGAUUUGUUUGGUCGUGGAAUGGACAUUGAGCGCGUUAACAUCGUUUUCAACUACGAUAUGCCUGAAGACUCAGACUCUUAUUUGCACAGGGUUGCGCGUGCUGGAAGGUUUGGUACUAAGGGAUUGGCCAUCACAUUCGUAUCUGAUGAAGUCGAUGCGAAAACCCUCAACAGUGUACAGGAUCGAUUCGACAUAAGCAUCACAGAACUUCCGGAGACCAUAGAUGUGUCCACUUACAUCGAAGGCAGAACGAACUGAUCGUUGCUAUUCAGGAAAAGAAGAAUUGUGUAUCUGAUUUCAAAGUUGUUAGUGUUAUUGUUCGAUGUAUGGUCUCAUUGUUCCCUGUUCGUAUGGUUCCGUAUACUAUUACUAUUGUUGAGUCAAACUUUUUUCUGUGUAAUUUAUGAAGAACUGAUCGUGUAACAUAAAAGGUGUGUCACUGCU
Cylicocyclus nassatus is the source of this 1485-nucleotide messenger RNA. The record is from the annotation of a GenBank genome assembly. Lineage: Eukaryota; Metazoa; Nematoda; Chromadorea; Rhabditida; Strongylidae.